Medicago truncatula (barrel medic) is the source of this 1804-nucleotide messenger RNA. RefSeq names its product AAA-ATPase At5g17760. Gene Ontology annotation, molecular function: ATP hydrolysis activity; ATP binding. The coding region runs from base 78 to 1589 and encodes 503 amino acids. Lineage: Eukaryota; Viridiplantae; Streptophyta; Magnoliopsida; Fabales; Fabaceae. The record is from RefSeq and is a predicted model, not a curated record. The transcript has 2 exons.
AUAUAUAUUGAGAAACAUAGGAUAGAAUCAAAAUUACAAAACACAAUUAUCUCCCUUCACUUGAGAAACCAAACAUAAUGUUUUCUCAAAGAGAAAUGCCUUCACCAUCUACAAUUUUCUCAGCUUAUGCAUCCAUGACAGCUUCCAUCAUGCUGCUUCGUUCCAUGGCACAAGAACUCAUCCCUCAACCAAUUCGUGGCUACCUUUACAACACCUUCCGCUACCUCAUUAAACCACGUUCCCCUACACUCACACUCAUCAUAGAAGAAUCAACAGGCAUAACACGUAACCAAGUUUAUGAUGCAGCUGAGUCUUAUCUCUCAACUAAAGUCACCCCUGAAAAUGAAAGACUCAAAAUCAGCAAAGUCCCAAAAGAGAAAAAACUCACUAUUCGGUUAGAAAAAGGCGAAAAAUUAACCGAUAUUUACAACGGUUUUCCUCUCAAAUGGAGAUUCAUUUGUGCUGAAACUGAGAAAAACAGUGCAAAUGAUAUGCACAACAAUAAUAACAGUGUAUCUGUUAGAUCAGAGAAAAAAUAUUUUGAACUAAGUUUUCACAAAAAGUAUAAGGAAGUUGUUUUGGAUUCUUAUCUUCCUUUCAUUCUUGAUAAAGCUAAAGAAAUGAAAGAUGAAGAAAGAGUGUUGAAAAUGCAUACAUUAAACACUGCUUAUUGUUAUAGCGGUGUGAAAUGGGAUUCAAUAAAUCUUGAACAUCCUUCAACAUUUGAAACACUUGCUAUGGAGCCAGACAUGAAGAAUGUUAUUAUAGAAGAUUUGAACAUGUUUGUGAAGAGAAGAGAGUUUUAUAAGAAAGUUGGUAGGGCUUGGAAACGUGGUUAUUUGUUGUAUGGUCCUCCAGGAACUGGGAAAUCUAGUUUGAUUGCUGCUAUGGCUAAUUAUUUGAAGUUUGAUAUAUUUGAUCUUCAACUUGGUAACAUUGUUAGAGAUUCUGAUCUUAGAAAGUUGCUUCUUGCUACUGCUAAUAGGUCUAUUUUGGUUAUUGAAGAUAUUGAUUGCAGUAUUGAUAUUCCUGAGAGGAGGCAUGGAGAAGGACGUAAACAGCAAAAUGAUAUACAGUUGACACUAUCUGGAUUAUUGAACUUUAUAGAUGGAUUAUGGUCAAGUUGUGGAGACGAGAGAAUCAUCAUAUUUACAACUAACCACAAAGAAAGAUUGGAUCCAGCACUUUUAAGGCCAGGAAGAAUGGACAUGCACAUUCACAUGUCUUAUUGUUCUUAUGAAGGUUUCAAAAUUUUAGCUUCAAACUACUUGGAUAUUUCCCAUGAUAACCCUUUCUUUGGAGAGAUUGAAGGACUAAUUGAAGACAUACAAAUAACACCUGCACAAGUUGCCGAGGAAUUGAUGAAGAACGAAGACGCGGAGGCGACGCUGGAAGGAUUUGUGAAGUUGUUGAAGAGGAAGAAAAUGGAAGGUGAUGUGUGUGAGAAUAAUAACAAUAAAAUAGAACAACAGUCUAAAAAGCGUAAGGUGGUUGGUUGCAAGCAAAAACGAGGUGGUGGGAAUAGCAAGAGCAAUGUUGUUGUUACUCAAAGAAGGACAAGAGGUUAUAAAAGAGGUUCUAGUUUGUAAUUGUGUUCAGCUAUGGACAUGAUCAAAUAAGAUUGUUAGAGCUACUACUAAUUGUGUCUAGAAACAAAAAUGUUGCUUAUCAAGGCUUAAGGUUUUAAUUUGUUUGUUGUUAUCUUUUGCUAAGUAAAAGGCUAGUAAGUUUCUAUCCAAACUGUACUAGAACUCUUUAACAUAUAUAUCAGAAGUAAAGAAUGGGGGACAAAUUGUGUUUGAUA